Molecule: messenger RNA, 2984 nt
Organism: Sapajus apella (tufted capuchin)
Lineage: Eukaryota; Metazoa; Chordata; Mammalia; Primates; Cebidae
Gene: TRMT9B
Product: tRNA methyltransferase 9B (putative)
Exons: 6
Coding region: 878-2242 (454 amino acids)
Biological process (GO): tRNA wobble uridine modification
Cellular component (GO): cytoplasm; nucleus
Molecular function (GO): tRNA binding; S-adenosylmethionine-dependent methyltransferase activity
Source: RefSeq, a predicted model, not a curated record
CAGCCCGAAGCCCCCAAUCCCCAGGAGCCGCGCACCGCGUGGGGCGCAGGAGUAGGACGGGCCAAGCCGGCCUGCGGCCGCAGUGGAAAAACAGGCUCGCGAAGCGCCCCAGAGCUGGCCCAAGCGCCGGAGGCCGGGGGGCGCCUCGCCGCAACUUCUCUUAGGAAGCCCCGACACGCGCCCAGGCUCGCGGGCGCGCUCCCCCGCGGGCGCGCUCCCCCACGGCCACGCGCGCACCCGGCCGCCUGCUCCCCCGCGCGCCCUCCGACUAUUUUUUCCUCUUCCUUUCAUCCUCACGCUCUAAAAUAGGUCAAGGGGUGGAAGUUACACCUGGUGCAGCCCUAGGCUCUGAUGCAAAAGCAGCUUUUGCCCCUGGCUGCGGGACAGCGCUGUGACUACUCGCAACGGGAGAGCUGCUGCUCGUCCCCACACUGCAGAAAGCGCCGGCGACCCGGGCACUGACAAUGGUCUGCAGAGGGGAGCGGAGAGAAGCCUCUGUUCCUCCCUAGAUCCGCCGCCUCGGCGCCCGCCCCAAGGGUGGAGGGGGCGCGACAGGUCGUCUCGCGCGUGUCCCGGAGCCCGCGGCCGGGUCUGCACGCCUGGUCACCUUCGGAAUCCACAUGUGUGGAGACUUAUCCCAGAUCUUUGCCUUCUAAAUUCAACAGUCUAUAAAUCUUCUGGGCCUGUGCUCCCUUCAGAGACUCAUACAAGCAGUUUAUCAUGAGAAGGACUGCACUAUAUCAUUUCACUCUUACAAGUUUUCAUUUAUGUUACACACUGAGAAAGUUAUGUAAAGCAACCAUCACUCUCUGGAUGUGGAGAUUACUGUGAUUCAUAAAGACGAGGUAAUUUUCCUGUAAUCACAGGAUGUCUCAGGAUGGAUCAUGAAGCUGCCCAGCUGGAGAAGCAGCAUGUGCACAAUGUGUACGAGAGCACAGCCCCUUACUUCAAUGACCUGCAGAGCAAAGCCUGGCCUCGUGUCCGCCAGUUCCUCCAAGAGCAGAAGCCAGGCAGCCUCAUCGCUGACAUAGGUUGUGGGACUGGAAAGUAUCUUAAAGUGAACAGCCAGGUGCAUACCGUGGGCUGUGACUACUGUGGGCCAUUGGUAGAGAUUGCCCGGGAUAGAGGAUGUGAAGUCAUGGUAUGUGACAACCUUAAUCUCCCCUUUAGGGAUCAGGGCUUCGAUGCCAUCAUUUCCAUAGGAGUCAUACAUCAUUUUUCUACAAAACAAAGAAGAAUCAGAGCAAUAAAAGAAAUGGCCAGGGUCUUAGUUCCUGGAGGCCAGCUGAUGAUUUACGUGUGGGCAAUGGAACAGAAGAAUCGUCGCUUUGAGAAGCAAGACGUGCUUGUUCCGUGGAACAGGGCCCUAUGUUCCCAGCUUUUCUCAGAGUCCAGCCAAUCCGGGAGGAAGAGGCAGUGUGGACACCCAGAAAGAAGCCAUCCUUACCAUCCUCCUUGCUCCGAGUGUAGCUGUUCUGUUUGUUUUAAAGAGCAGUGUGGUUCAAAACGGUCCCACAGUGUGGACUAUGAACCUGCUAUGGCAAGAACCUGUUUUGCAAAUAUCUCUAAGGAAGGCGAGGAAGAAUAUGGAUUCUACAACACAUUAGGAAAAUCAUUUCGUUCUUGGUUUUUCUCCAGAUCUUUGGAUGAAUCGACUCUGAGGAAGCAAAUUGAAAGGGUAAGACCCUUGAAAAACACCGAAGUUUGGGCCAAUAGCACUGUAACAAUCCAGCCUUCCAGACACUCUAGUUUAGACUUUGAUCACCAAGAGCCAUUUUCAACAAAAGAGCAAAGCUUAGAUGAGGAAGUGUUUGUGGAACCUUCUUCUCAAAAGCACUUAGAGUGGCUGAGAGCACCAGGCACUCAGAAGCAUUUAAAUGGAGACCAUCAAGGAGAAAUGAGGAGAAAUGGAGGGAGGAAUUUUCUGGAUAGCACUCAUACUAGUGUGAAUUGUGCGGGUGUGGGUAACUUAGAAGAUGAUAAUCCUUCUGCUAAUAAAAUAUUGAGAAGGAUUUCUGCAGUCGAUUCCACAGAUUCCAACCCAGAUGAUACAAUUUCUGUCGAAGACCCACAGCCCGAUAUUUUGGACUCCAGAGCCUUUAUGCGCUACUACCAUGUGUUUCGAGAAGGGGAGCUCUAUGGUCUGCUCAAAGAGAAUGUGUCAGAGCUCCGUAUCCUGAGUUCUGGGAAUGAUCACGGCAACUGGUGUAUCAUUGCAGAGAAAAAGGGAAGUUGUGAUUGAUUGUAUCCUUUUAGACAACUCCAAAAGAUUAACCACAUUCUUUCGCUACGUUUGAUAUGGUUACAUGAAAUUGCAUUCAGUUUUAUUAUUUGUUAAUCCAUUAAUCCUUUGUCUGCAGAGACUACGAAUUAUUUGGUUGUUUUUCUUUUUAACUUUGAAUAAGCACAGAUACUGGCACUGAAAGCACUUGACAAAGGGCAUUUGUGCUUAAAUGUUAAUAUAAAAGAUCUGAAGAAGCAACAGAAAAUGCCCGUCAGUACAGUUCAGAUUUUUUUAACCCCUGAAGGGUAAAAUACAUGGAUAGUGAUUUUCAGUAUUGUGCAUUGAUUUAAAAAGUUGAUGCUGUUAAAUAAUCUUUUCAAACAGUAUUUUUAUAAAGUGAGGGGAUAAUUUCUGGUUCCUAGGUUAUAACUGAGAUCAGUGUGCAAGACAACAGGGAAACUUAAUCCAUUGCACAGAUAAUACAUUGAACCAUGUGAUGAGUUAUUUUGUUGCCAAGGUCUUGCUUCUACUUAAAGUUUUGAGAAAACUGAGUGACUGGAGAGACCCAAGAAGUGUUGCAAGGACUUUUCUAAAUUAUAAGCAAACUUGCUUCAAAAUAAGUUGACACAUGAUAAUAAUGUUUUCAAUGUAGCCCAUGAGGUUUUUAAAGGCACUGUUAGGUUGAACAUGGUGGCUCAUGCCUAUAAUUCCAGCACUUUGGGAGACUGAGGUGGAAGGACCACUUGAACCCAGGAGUUCA